Molecule: messenger RNA, 5022 nt
Organism: Melospiza melodia melodia
Lineage: Eukaryota; Metazoa; Chordata; Aves; Passeriformes; Passerellidae
Product: sodium- and chloride-dependent betaine transporter-like
Exons: 15
Coding region: 160-1986 (608 amino acids)
Biological process (GO): sodium ion transmembrane transport
Cellular component (GO): plasma membrane
Molecular function (GO): gamma-aminobutyric acid:sodium:chloride symporter activity
Source: RefSeq, a predicted model, not a curated record
UGGGGGGAGCUGCUGGAAGGGGUGGGACAGGAGGAGGAGAGAGGGUAGUCUCUGCCUUAACUCUUGCUGUGUCUGGUUGGCAGUCAGUGGAUUCCCUGCCUGGACUGCAGUGGGACGGGAGGGGCUUGCCUGGGGGAGACCUGCGCUGGGCUCAGAGCCAUGACAAGAGCCAUAUCCAAGGAAGGAGAACGCAAUGGGGCCACUGCAUCUCCUGAAGAGAUAAGAGUGGAGGAAAUGGAAGAGAGAGGCCAGUGGAAGAACAAAAUGGAGUUUGUGCUGUCUGUGGCUGGGGAGAUCAUUGGCCUGGGUAACGUGUGGAGGUUCCCAUACCUCUGCUACAAGAACGGUGGUGGAGCUUUCCUCAUCCCUUACCUCAUCUUCCUCUUCACCUGUGGGAUCCCUCUGUUUCUCCUGGAGACGGCACUGGGGCAGUACACGAGCCAGGGAGGGGUGACGGCCUGGAGGAAGAUCUGCCCCCUCUUUGAAGGAAUUGGAUAUGCCACCCAAGUCAUUGUGGGAUAUCUGAAUAUCUACUACAUCGUCAUCUUGUCCUGGGCACUCUUCUACCUGUUCAGCUCCUUCUCUUCAGUGCUACCAUGGGCCAGCUGCAAUAACCCCUGGAACUCAGAUCUCUGUGUGGACAUUCUGAAUAGAUCCAGCCUGGACAACAGGACCUUGCCAGUGAACGCCACCUCCUCAAUGAUUGAGUUUUGGGAGAAGCGCGUGCUGAGGCUCACGGAUGGGAUUCACAAACUGGGCACUGUGCGCUGGGAGCUGGCUCUGUGUCUCCUGCUGGCCUGGAUCAUCUGCUACUUCUGCAUCUGGAAAGGGGUCAAGUCCACAGGCAAAGUCGUUUACUUCACUGCCACCUUCCCAUAUGUGAUGCUCCUCAUCCUGCUGGUCCGAGGGGUGAUGCUGCCAGGGGCUGCUGAGGGGAUCAUCUUCUACCUGAAGCCAGACAUGUCCAAGCUGGCAGACCCACAGGUGUGGAUGGAUGCAGGCACUCAAAUCCUCUUCUCUUAUGCCAUCUGUGAGGGGUGCCUGACAGCUCUGGGCAGCUACAACAAAUACACCAACAACUGUUACAGGGACUGCCUCCUGCUGUGCUCCAUGAACAGUGCCACCAGCUUUAUUGCUGGCUUUGCCAUUUUCUCUGUGCUGGGCUUCAUGGCUCAAGAGCAGGGCGUGCCUAUUUCAGAAGUGGCUGAAUCAGGUCCUGGUCUGGCUUUCAUAGCAUAUCCAACAGCAGUAACAAUGAUGCCCGUGUCUCAGCUGUGGUCCUGCCUCUUCUUCCUCAUGCUGUUCUUCUUGGGACUGGACAGCCAGUUUGUCUGUGUGGAAAGCAUGGUGACAGCUAUUAUUGACAUGUUCCCAGCAGUGUUUCGGAAGAGGGGGCGUCGGGAGCUGCUGAUCCUGGCCAUUGCAGUAAUAUGCUACUUUCUGGGCUUAUUGCUGGUCACUGAGGGUGGCAUGUACAUCUUCCAGCUCUUUGACUUCUAUGCCUCCAGUGGCAUAUCCCUGCUCUUCCUGGCUAUUUUUGAAGUCAUCUGCAUAGGAUGGGUGUAUGGUGCCAACCGUUUCUAUGACAACAUUGAGGACAUGAUUGGUUUCCGGCCGUGGCCCUUGAUCAAGAUCUGCUGGCUGGUGGUCACCCCAGGUCUGUGCUUGGGCGUCUUCCUGUUUUCCCUGAUCAAGUACACACCCUUGAAGUACAACAAUUCCUACGAGUACCCACCCUGGGGCUACGUGCUAGGCUGGCUGAUGGCACUCUCCUCCAUGGUCUGUAUUCCUCUCUAUGCCAUCUUCAUCCUCCUGAAAACCAAAGGAUCCCUGAAACAGAGACUGAUUCAGCUGAUUUCCCCAGCGGAGGAUCUGCCGCAGCCAAAGAAGAGGCGCGUGGCGAGGCCGGCCGACGUGAGGCAGGAGGGAUGGUCUCCUCCAGCCCAGCAGCUGCUCAGCAUCACAGAGAGAGAAACCCACUUCUGAGGCUCCUGGGACGUUUCCUCCAUAACCCAGACUGAUUUUGCUCUCUCCUUCCCAAAGUGGUUUCUUUUCUCUUCUCUCCUUCAUGUCUGUGAUGGAAGCAUGUGGGACAAUUCCUCUCCUUCCAGCAUUUCUUUUACACCCUGGGGACAACUCUUCCUGCCAGCAGCUGUGGAGACUGAAGCAUGCUUUUGUCAGAAAUGACCUUCAUUACUGACACUGGUUGGGAAGAGAAAAACAAUGUUGUAGCAAACAAGGAAAAAAAAAAGAAAAAAAAAGUGCAUUUGUGUUGAGAGGAGGAAAAGAAACCACAGUGGUGAGGGUGGUGAGGUGGUGAGAGAGAGCAGAGAUUAAAGGUGUGAAGCAAAGUUAGGGAUGCAAAAGCAGGAAACAAUGGGGUGCUAGCACAGGAAAUAAGUAAGUUGGUUCAGAGGUACACAAGAAGCUGGAGGAUGACAAAGGAAAGGGCAUUACUAGGUCACCUCUGUACAAGGGAGAGAGAGCCAGGAAUGUAUCACAGCCAAUGACAAAAGGAGGCUGCACUGUCAGGAGUUACAGCUUCAGCUGUCGCUGGAAGGGAAAGGAGUGACAGGGCGCUCGAUGCAAUCCUAGUUGUUGAUGAUGGAUCUCAAGGCAGUCUCAGUCUGGAAAAGGGGGUGAGGAAUGACUAUCUGAGGGGACUUGCUCUUGGUCAAAACUGCACGGCCCACUGAAAACGCAUCCAAGAGUGAAACCGAUGAACAUUUGACAAUUCUUUCAGAAAAUUCAUGGAGUGCAGGAAAAGUCCCAGAGCAGUUGGUAAGAAAAAGAAAAAGAGCUGCAGCACAGUCGGGAAAAUGAGAUCCUGAGGACUGCAGGCCCACAAAUUUAACUGCACUGCUGGGGCAUUUUGGAGAGGAGUUAUAGAAGGAGUUGAUGGGCCUGAUCCUGUGCUGCAGAGUAGCUUUGGGAAGAAGGUGGGAGAAUGAUUGCACUUCCUUGGCUUUGCUGUGGAUGACUGCUCAGGGGAUAAGGAAGACAUAAUCAGGUGCAAUAAUCAUCAGCUCAGGCAAGAUAAAGCAAAAUUAAUAGGUAAUAUGGGUUCAUUGGAAGCAGAUUGUGUCAAAUUAAAGGUUGGUUGUUGCCAGGGUAGUCAAAAAUGUGAGGCGAUAGGUGGGAGGAAAUGUGCUCUGCUGCCGGGUUUGGUGCAGUGCCAGAUGACUCUGUCCUGUGGAGGCUGGGGCUGUAAAGAUCCCUGCCAAAUCCUGCUUCAAUGCCUAUCAAAAAUUCACAGUUAAACCCACCAGAAAAGCCAGUGGCAGGACACACCCGGGAGCUUUGCUGUGGUCAUGGGUACAUACACUGAUGCAUGGCUGUGCUGCAAUAUUGGCACAUCCAACCACACCAGAGAAUGGCCAUCAGAAUGAAUCACAGAUGCCACAGGCUCCUUUCCCUUGUUCCUUGUUCCAAGUAAUUGCUUUUCCCUGUGCUGGAUGGAGAUAAACGACCGGCACCAAAAGUGAGCGCAGAAAUCAGGUCUCAUCUGUGCAGCUCAGUACCUAUUCCAAUUGCUAUGGGAACCUUAUCUGCUGCAGUUUCCUCUGAGUUUAACUGGAGAAUUAGCAUAGGGCAAUCUUUUCCCCAUUUAAUUUCCUUUCCUUUAAAAAACUAAAAACUACAAACUGCUGGUGAAAUGAACACUGAAAGUCAAUUAUCAGAAUUUGUACCUCUCUGGCACAUUAUCAUUUAAGAUGUUUUACUGUGGAAGAUGGAGAAAGCUGGCAAACCUCAUUCACAUUCCCUGCUAAGGACUGCAGCACCACAUAAGACACAAUUUAUUGUAUUUUUAUUUUCUAAAGAGCUGAAUGUCAUGCUGCAAAUAGCUGAGGGAAGAGCUUAGCACCCAGAGUCUUGAAGUCAGGCAUCAUGGUAAGCAGUUGGGUGAUUUUUCCUCUCCCUCCCACCAAUGUUGCUCAUAAUUUGGUGGGGGAAGCAGCUCCCCUCAGUCUUGAUUCCUGUACAAUCCUUGGUAGGACAUUUUGCCCCUUUGCUCCUCCUGCCAUGCCUUUAAGAUGUGAGGUAGUGUUGUGCUGGCAGAGAAGUCAGGGAGAUCUGUUCACUUCUUUUUCUGAGGCAGUUGAGUAACACUGCAAAAAUCCUAGAUAGAAGCAAGUAACUCUUCAGUUUGGAACACAAACAUGGUGCUGUGUUAUUGACUGCAUGAACUUAUUCCUCUUGUUUAUGUAUAAUCUGACAAUAACAUCUCACCUCUGCCAGGAAGCAACUUAUUGUAAUAAAGCUAGAGGAGGUAUUGGUGUGACCAUUGAAAGCAAUCAUAAAAUUCCCAGGAUCAGGAAAUUAAUCCAGUUUCUUCAGAUGUAAUUGACAAAGUCAAGUCCAGGAAUUUUAAGUCAAAGCUCAGUGACCCAGUGUCAUUUAAUUCCCUUUCUUCUAAAAACCGAAACACCCACAUACACCCAGCUGGAGGAACAGGGGCAAAUGCCAUCAGUGGCUGUCUUUUGCUGUGUGACCUCCAGCACAAUCAGAAACUGAGUAGUGGUUUGUUAAAUUUCUGUAAAUGUCUCAGGCAUUGCUGCACGCAUGUGACAGAUCUGACAGGUCUCUAUCAACCCCUGGAACUGGGCACCUCUGGAGAGCUCUGAGUCUGAUGGGAAACUGCUCCUGUCCUGCACACCACCGGGAAUACACCACUGAAGGAUUGUAUGGAGAGGAGGGAGAGAUUUUUUUCCCUUGUAAAUUGUUGAUAACAUGCCAAGACACCAUGCAUUUGAAGCUGAAGUCCAAGAGAAGGUACGAGGUUUUCAUCCUGUGCUACUCCUCUCAGUUGGAAUUAAAACACUGUAUACAGAAGAAAGGACCUACACCUGUAAACACCUAACUACCACUUCUGGGUUUCCAGUUUGUUUGUUGUUCUGGUUUUGGUUUUAUUUGUGUUUUUUUUCUUCAUAAAAAGGUCAUUUUCACCCCCCUCUCCAGAAGGAAAAGACAGGAACAGAGUUUUUAAAAAAUAAAUCAAGCCAAAAGGUCUUGUAUUAUCCU